Messenger RNA from Epithele typhae, 663 nucleotides. RefSeq lists its product as uncharacterized. The transcript is spliced from 3 exons. The coding region runs from base 1 to 663 and encodes 220 amino acids. The record is from RefSeq and is a predicted model, not a curated record. NCBI's taxonomy places the organism in Eukaryota, Fungi, Basidiomycota, Agaricomycetes, Polyporales, Epitheliaceae.
AUGUUCGCCGCCACCUCCCUCGUUGCGCUCACGCUCGCCGCCUCCACGCUCGCCGCCCCCAGCCUCCAGGCGCGCGACGGCUGUGGCAGCAGCGCGACCGCGUUCGCCGACCGCGCGGGGCCCUUCCAGCUGUACGCGUACGCGAACUCGCUCGGGAUCCCGACCUCGGUCGACCAGGGCACCAAGCUCGUCAUCACGCCCCUCAUCGAGGUCGGCGUCGGCGGUGGCUCCGGCCGUCACUUCGCGCUGAGCACGUCGCUGCCCGCGCGCGAGGACACGCCAUUCUUCCUCUCUGGCAGCCGCCUGAUAGGGAACGACACCAACAACGCGCAGAUCACCGCGGGCGCGCUCACCCCGCGCGAGGGCACCGAGUUCACCUGGAUGGUCCCGAACGGGCUGCUCGCCGCCGCGCCGGUCUUCUGCGGUGCUCCGAGCACAUCGCCCGGCUUCGGCCCGCCGUUCCCGCUCCUCGCCGCGCUCGACGAGUUCGACGACCCGCGCGCCGACGGCUGGUCGAUCUGCACCGCGCGCGAGCCCGAGUUCAAGGAGCCCGCGCCGGCGGACGUGCUCGUUUUCAAGCCCGUCGCGGACGACCAGAACGACGGCGCGUACGACUUCAGCUCGUGCUACGGCGUCAUCGUCGGCAUCAUCGACUCCCAGUGA